AUGACAGGCCCUUCUACUGGAGGUCCUCAGGCUGCGCCAGGAGCACGACCAGCUGCACCUCCCGGCGCUGCCGCCUCUGGUUCGUCCGCGGCUCCUGCUGCAACCAACCAGAACGCGCGGAGCGUGGAGGAAGUGGAUUGCGUGAUCAUCGACGCGCCGAAUGUGAUGCGGUGGACCACGACGGACCGCAAUGGAACCAACACCAAAACGGCCGGGGAGCUGAAGUACCUAGACGUGAUCAUAAAGGAGAUCCAGCACAUGUUCGGCAGCCGCGUAUUGAUCGAGGUCGUGGUGUACAAGCCCACGUGGACCGAGGUGGAAAAGGAACACAAGAACCAGCGGGAGAAAGCGAUCCUCCUCAACCGCAUCACACGGAACGUGACCGGCGGCAUCUUCCCCGCCCCCGCGGGCACCGACGUGGACAGUUUUGUGUUUUCCCGCGUCAUGAAGCACGUGCACCCCAAGGACCUCACCCAGGGGCUUGGCGACAAGUGGAUGCAGCGCCUGCAGUGGCGCGACGACGCAGAAUUACGGGCGCGGAUCGUCAGCAACGACAAGUAUCGGGACUACCUAAAGCUGGUUCCGGACGUGGAGUUUCGCAACGCCUGCCAGCGCGCCUUGCUCAAAUUCAGCAUCACCACAAAACCGGAUCAGAGUAUUGCUUAUUACGACAUUGAAAUUUAUUGAAUUUCCGUGGUCUAACUUUGUGAAUUCUACUCCUCUCCUCGUGUGGGCAAAUUUGCAGCAUACUUAUCUACAUUCUUGACGCUCUAGGACUAGGAGUAGGAUUUUCUUUGCCACUUUGCAGGUUUGGAAGCCGCUUUGCAUGCGGUCGAAAAGGAUAAUGAACAGCCAGGAGGAAAAUUCCAGCGGGGGAAAACCGCACUGAACAUUCCUCCUGCCACCGUUCCCGGGUCGGCAAGUGUUUCGGUGUCCUCUGCGCAACAAGGAUCGACGCCCGCUGAAGUUUUUACGCAGAGAAGCGCAGCGUUCAACAAGAACGCGGUGAUGCUGGACCACAGCAACAAACAGCGCAGCGAGGGCAAAAUAACAAGAGGUAAUAUGGAGGAGAGGUCCGCGUCGGGAAAUAUCAACAGGGACCAACAGCACGAUGAGGAGGAGCCGGAUCAUCAGACGCAAAAGAAGAAGAUUCUGCGGGAGAAAUUGGAUGCUGCCAAGGCGAAGCGCGGUAUGCUGGUCGUUGAGCAGCGCUCCAUUUUGGACGUGUCGCCGAAACGUAACCAAAACGCGGACCAUAAGGGCGCGCCAGCCGACGGGCAGCAUGUUCAGCAGCGGAGUUCCGCACCUGCGAAGUCGUCAAGCAGUGCAGCCUUGUUUGGCAAUGCUAACGCUUCUGCUGGGAUGAACAAUGGUCACCACGCACAGCCACUCCAACGAUCCGCAGACGGCAAAAUUCAACUGAAACACCCGUCGAAGCGGGACCGCGAGUUGCGGCGCGAGCAGCAGCGCUUGGCCCGAGCUGAGGCAGAGCGGAAAAACGAGUUAGCAAAGCAGGAAGAUGAGCGGGCUCGCGCAGCAAAUAACGACCCUGCAUUGCUUGGGACGAACAACAAGCAGCGAUCCGAAAGUAUCAAGGGCGGAGAGGAGCAGCGCUCGCGCCGCGGAAGGUCGCGGUCUCGGCACCGUGACCGCCAGAGGACCAACCGCCACGACGAGGACCUGCGGCCGGGCGCCGUUUCCACUCGUACCCGCGGC
Molecule: messenger RNA, 1716 nt
Organism: Amoebophrya sp. A120
Lineage: Eukaryota; Dinophyceae; Syndiniales; Amoebophryaceae
Source: the annotation of a GenBank genome assembly